CAUAUUGCUGACGCUUUUUCUCAAUGCAUACUCAAGUCGCUGUUGUGCAAGUGUUGCGGACAGAGUAGGAGCUUUCCCUAAGUCCAGGCUCCAAGCUGCACCUCCAAAGCAAUUUGAAUGACUGCAGAGUAAAGCUUGAUUGUCUGUGCUUGAUUCGAGAUAGCAGAGAAAUCCGCAGUAAAAAUAGCUGCUGUCAACGUCGUGCACCGUCGUACAGUGCAUAGGAGACGCAGUCAUCGAACAGCCUUCGCGACGCCUAACAGAAAAUCUCAAAGUCGAGACAAUGCUUACCGAGUCUCGCCCUUAAAGGCCACUUCCGUCAUUCAACCAGUACUUUCGCCACAAAUGACAAAUCCCGAAGAGCCUGUCCUGGUUCGGAAACAGAUGAUAGCUCCUGAGCUUGCUCGGAGCUAUCAUGACCCUGCAGAGCAACCCGUCAAAACUUUAACGCCAAAAGGGUGUUGCAGGGCGUCUGAACCGCACCGCCACAUAUUGUGGCACCUCAUGAGUCGGUGGCGAUAUCAUGGCCAUUUUCGCAGAUCUCCUGUGUGGCGUAGCUGGAAUCGUGCUGAUCUCGUCGUUUCCAAGCUAGGCAGUAGGAUUACGGAGCGCUGGGCCGUCUGCACCAUGGUGCUCUUGAUUCUACCUAAAAACCAAGUCUGCAGUGGUGACUGUAUUCUGUAA
Aspergillus nidulans FGSC A4 is the source of this 684-nucleotide messenger RNA. RefSeq lists its product as uncharacterized. The record is from RefSeq and is a predicted model, not a curated record. The coding region runs from base 346 to 684 and encodes 112 amino acids. The transcript has a single exon. NCBI's taxonomy places the organism in Eukaryota, Fungi, Ascomycota, Eurotiomycetes, Eurotiales, Aspergillaceae.